This is a messenger RNA of Stegastes partitus (bicolor damselfish), 4485 nucleotides long. Its product is annotated as ras and EF-hand domain-containing protein homolog. The coding region runs from base 269 to 2461 and encodes 730 amino acids. The transcript has 18 exons. Gene Ontology annotation, molecular function: GTP binding; GTPase activity; calcium ion binding. The record is from RefSeq and is a predicted model, not a curated record. NCBI's taxonomy places the organism in Eukaryota, Metazoa, Chordata, Actinopteri, Pomacentridae.
GUAAACACUCAACUUCACAUGAAGGCAGAACCAGAGCGGGUCAAUGAAGUCCUGCAGCGGGGAUCCAGCUCUUUAUCCACCGGUUUCAUCAACUAAUUAAAGAGGCGGUUGCUAAGAGAUGACAAUCGGUGUCAUUGGUGAAAGGCUCACAUGUGCAGCAGCUUGAAGCACGACUUCGGCGGGAUCUCUCUCCUGCGCACCUCUGGCUGUACCUGGCUCAUGUGAAGGACGCAGGAGACGCUCUCGCAUCAGCAGACUCACAGACACCAUGGCGGCUUUUACUGCUCCAGGUAUCAACAACAACAACACCUUGAGCAAAGUGGCGGCCCAGACUGCACGGCAAAGGCAAGGAGGCGAUAAGGUACACGAGAGUGACCCGAGGAAGAGCGAGAGUGGGGACGUCGGACGAAACACGAUCCUGGAGAAAACUCACGAGUUCUUCCAGAUGUGCGACAUCGAGGGCAAGGGCUUCAUCAACCGGCGUGACAUGCAGAGGCUGAACAGAGAGCUUCCCCUCAGCGCCGAGGAGUUGGAGAACGUAUUCGAUACCCUUGAUUCCGAUGGCAACGGAUACCUUACCCUCGAGGAGUUCUCCUCCGGCUUCAGUGAGUUUUUGUUUGGCCAGAAGAUUUCUGCAGAGGAAGGCACGGGGGAGAAAAAGCCGAGCAAGAGCCUGCCAGAGGUCCUGUACCAGACCCAAUGGGAGGAGAGCCUGGCCAAAGGAGAGGAGGAGGAGGAGGAGAAACACUUUAGCAUGCUUAUGGAGAGCCUCGGAGCUAACAGUGUCUUUGAAGAGCCUGCUGAGGUGCGCAGCCUGUGGGCCCAGCUGCGCCGGGACGAACCACAUCUGUUGUCCAACUUUGAGGACUUCCUGGCCAGAGUGACAUCCCAGAUCAUAGAGGCCAACCAGGAGAAGAGGGACAUGGAGAGCGCCCUCAAAAGGAAAGCAGCAACACAUGAUGAUGAGAUCCAGCGCCUCUAUGAGGAAAUGGAGCAGCAGAUCAAAAGUGAAAAAGAUCGGAUUGUGCUGCAGGACUACGAGCGGUUUCUGUCUCGCAGUCAGGACCUGGAGCUGCAGCUGUCCAGCAAGGAGAAGGAGCUGGAGCAACUCUUCCAGAAGCAGAGAGGGUUGGAGUGUCAGUGCCGCGAGCUUCACAGUGAGCAACACGUGACCAAAGUGGAGAACGUGAAGCUGAAGCAGACCAACGACGAGCUGGCGCGGGAGCUGGAGCACACCAGCCAGGAGCUGACCUUGGCCCAGGAGCAGCUGAGUUUACUCCAAGAGCAGUCGACGAGACUUCACGAGGAGAGGGAGAUGGAGGUAUACAGGCUUACAGAAGGACUGCAGAGAGAGCGGACGAGCCUCCUCAAACAGCUGGACCUCCUGAGGGAAAUGAACAAGCAUUUACGGGAUGAAAGGGACAUGUGCUAUCAGAAACCAAAGAACUCUGUGAACACACUUGGUUUCAUGCAGAGGCCUUCGAUCGCUGCGCUGAGACACACGAGCACGAACGUCUUCAAAAGCGAGGAUGAGGAGGAGCUGACUUCCAGCUCUGUGAGGCAGAGCUUAGCCAACGGGUCGUGCCAGCCAUCUGUCCCAGCACAGGCAAGAGGACACCUCCAGAGGAUCAUCUCCAUCGAAGAGGACCACCUCCCCCACUUGCUGAGUGACUGUCAGGCCCAAAGCCCUCUUCAAGAGUGUAACGAAGGAGAGGAGGUCUCAGACGGUGAAGAAAAUAUAGACUUGAUGAUGAGUGAUAUUUACCCGUCAGCCCAGCAGCAGCAAUCAAAGGCAAGUGUGGAGAAAGCGGAAAUCCCAACAUCUCCAAGGGGUCAACCUGUUGGCAAGGAGACCAGCAUAAAUGAGGAAGGUGGUCUUUCAGCGCCCGACCGCCUGUUCAAGAUCGUCCUGGUGGGGAACUCUAGCGUCGGAAAGACUUCACUGCUGCGGCGGUUUUGUGACGAGUGCUUCCACCCAGGCACUUCUGCCACUGUGGGUAUCGACUACAGCGUCAAGACUAUAACUGUGGAUAGCAGCCAGGUUGCCCUGCAGCUGUGGGAUACAGCCGGACAGGAGAGGUACCGAAGCAUCACCAAACAGUUCUUUCGCAAAGCCGACGGGGUGGCUGUGAUGUAUGACAUAACCGCCGAGCAGAGUUUCACAGCUGUAAGACAGUGGCUGACAAGUGUAAAGGAAGGUGCAGGUGAAGAUAUUCCCAUCAUGCUCCUGGGAAACAAAACCGACAAGGAGACUGAGAGACAAGUUCAGAAAGCAGUGGGUGAAAGACUGGCCAAGGACUGCCAGAUGUCCUUCUAUGAAUGCAGCGCCUGCUCUGGACACAACGUGGUGGAGUCCAUGGUUCAUUUAGCCAGAAUUCUGAAAGAGCAAGAGGACCGAGAGAAGGAGAAGACGGUCGAGCUGGUCGGCAGCCCCUCGGAGAAGAAGCGAUCCUGCUGCUAGCGGAUAAACGGUUAACACUUACACAGUAGCACUACCCUUCACUAAGAAACACAGCGUGAUCACAGGACACGCCGCUGACUCAGCAGCCUUUCACCCGGUCACUGACCUUCAACCAAACGGAUCACGUUGCCACAGAUAGUGUCACAUCAUUAUAUAUAUAUAAAUGUGUAGCUCCAGCUUGUGAAGAUUUAGUAAAACUAACAAAAUAAAUAAUAAUGUAAGAAAAGUGGGUUUUGUCUUCAGGGUGGGAUCUGAGCUGAACAAAUGUACAAAGUCUCUGUUGAAUCAAACUUUAUAGGAUAUUUUUUAAAUGCAGGAUAUUCCCUCACACUUAACUGUAACUCUGAGAUAUUUCAUAUAUUUAUUUAGCUUCUAAAGGCCCUUUACCUGCCAAAUGUGGGCUUUUAACUAUAUUAAAGGUGAAUGCAUCAUCAAACAGCACUGCUUUUAGUUUUAGUUGACAUGUUCAUUUAUGUCUGUGGGUACAGUUGGGACUAAAACUGGUGUUUCAGGAUAUUGUUCAGCUGGUGCACAAAGUGAAAAAAAAAAACUAGCUACUGAACCAACAUAAAACAUCGUCGUAUUUGUUCCAGGGCUCUUAUAAGUGAUAGAAUUUUUAUUAUUAUCAUAAAUGUUUGUGGUUUUUGUGCAUCUUUUGUACAUUGUUCUGUGAUGUUUUUGUUGUGGCAGCUCGGAGGUUUGUUAACAGCUGGUAGACGAGACAAACCAAAACUAGGCGCACACUUCAUUUCCCUUUAACCUGCUGUGGUGCCAAGUAUUUUAUGAAAUCACGUCACUGUUACGAGUGUGGUUCAAACUCAACAGGUUUUUCUUUCUCUGUCAUUUCUUGUGCUUCACUACUGCCACCAUCGUGCACAUCACCUAAAUGUAUAUAACAAAUGUAAAUAGAAAUAAAUUAAAAGAUGUAUGUUUAUGUGUAUGUCACCUGCAAAGCAUCAAAAGUUCUUCUUUCUGGAACACUGAAAAUAAGAUCAGCUAUACAGCGCCACCCAGUGGAUCAGUUUGACCAUUGCAGUUUAUUCAGUUUUUGAAUUGACAUGACAAUAUGUGAAACAACAUAUUGGAUAUAUUAAAAAAAAGAAAAGAUAAUAUAUGUGCAAUCAACAUGCCGGUUUAUUAGAGUUUGUAUGACUUAUAGAAUCUAAGUUUGUGUUUAUUCUGAGCAGCCAAAUAUUUAUUAGAAAACUUCCUCCUUCAGAUUCCAGAGGCGCCCUUCCAAUGUAAGUAUUAUUCUACGUAUAUAAGAAGACCUAUCAUGUGUAAUUGAUUGUAAGCAUCGAUAACUCGUAGCACUGUAUUGCUUAUUUGCACCACCGGGGGCCCUGUGACAUUCACAGGAGCAAAGAAAACAACAUCACAGCUCGAUGCUGAUGCACGGCUUGUUGAUUGUUACUUGCACUAGUUGCAUGCUUUAUGAUGAUUUAUCUCUUUUGCUUCCAAGUGCACAGAACGUACACUUUGAUUGGUCGUCUGCACGGUGUAGAAGACGUAGGAACACAGGCUGGAUACUGGCUGUCUCUGGGCGAUAUCAUAGAACACACAAUCUGGGAAACGUAAUGUCUUAUCAAAUACUUGAUAUUGUUUUAAAUCGGAAACUGAAACACGAAUGCAAGCUUCCAGUAAGUGUAAACCCUCUUGAGAUGAUCUAGAGCUGUGUACUGACUAAAGAAAACCCUGCAGUGGGUACCUUGGCAAUGACCUUAGUAAGAGCACGUGUGAAAUGGAAAGAUGUUUUUCAUCAGCUUCCAUACACUGCGGUGUAAUGCAGCUGGAGUCUGAGUCAGCCGGCAUCAUGUCUUAUAUGAUCGUCCUGGAGGAACCUGUAAACAAGUUUCUGAAUAUAAAUAAAUUUGGUUCAGGUUAAGAUGUUGGUACGGGGUUACUGCAGGUCAUUGACUCUCUUUAGAAACACUUCCUCGUGUCCGUCUCACAUCGAGUUGCUUAGAGUGAAAGAUGUAGGGUUUGAUUGCUUAAUAAUAAAAUGAGUGAUGUCCAGUUGUAAA